ACAUUGUUUUCUAUGAAACGGCGCAAUGACAACGCUAAUUCAUUACGAUUACGCUAAGCUACCCAAGUUGGCAUGUAUAAAUUAACCGGAAAAAUCCAGUAAACCCGCCACAACUGGUCAAAUUAAUUUGAUGAGCACAUGCCAUUUUUAAGUGCUUGCAGCAUUCAAAGCCGCUUCGAUAUUUUCACGUUUUCUUUCCUUAUCUCGAAAAAUCCGUUGUGUGUGUUCUGCCUGUCGCCACCGUUUUCAAUACGAGCUUUUACACGUCCUCCUGAAAGGUCGGCGUCUCGACGCCUUUCAGUCCGUAGCUGGCGUCGCGGCGACUCUUCUCUUUUCUCCGUGCGUUCACGUUUCAAACCGCUGAAACGACGUUCGUCGAUUUCUUUAACCAAGUAUCUCUCAGGAUUUUUUGGCAGCCAGAAGAGGAAGACGCUCACGCUGCAGGAAGUCCUCGAGGAAGUUAGAAAGGCGUGGAUACCGCCACAGUUUUCAGACAAAAGUUGUGCUCGAGCUAUGGAAGAAAAACCCGCUGGUGUCACAAACGAAAUGGUUUCACCCGUUCUGCUGAGGAGGAGACUAAGUGCACCCGAAACCAUAAUGAGAAAGCACACGUUGGCGCAACAACGUUUCGACUCUCAAGACGACCCAAAAUUCUACCCUUGUAGAACCGAGAUGGAGGGCGGUAGCGACCCCAACUUGACCCGCAAGCGCGACCCCGACUUAAUGAGGAAAACCACGUUGCUGCGACGACUGUGGAGUCACAGCAAACCCCUAACAACCAGCCGCUUCUCGGGCUCCUUCUACGAGUGGCAACAGUCCUCGGGGAAGUUGUAUUCGGGAAGAUCCACUCACUCCCUCACCUCCAUUCACUCGUCGCCCGAGCACCUCGUGCGAUCGCAAAGCAAGCGAUUGUUGAACGAGGAGUUCAAAACCUCCCCGCAACACAAGCAAAUCACCCGGAAAGUCUCACCCAAGCACCAGGUUUACGAAACCGGCAAGUACACCACGGAGACGAGCACCACGACGACUCCGAAAACGACAACGGAAACGGAAACGAGAUACACGAACACGAGUUACACCACGUUCUCGGACAACUCGGACUCGGCGUACACCAACAGCCGCACGAAUUUUUCCGAGUCGUCGAACAACAAUUUGUCCACGCCGUCGGAGAUUCGCAAGGAGAUCGCGGAAGACACGGAGGUGUCGAAUCAAGAUUUCAACAACUCGCCUGAUUUGGGGGAGGUGAAGAAGUUCGUCAAGAACGCGAACACCGCGAACGAAACGGCAACACAGACCGUCGGUACCACGAACGUUAACGUUAUAUCGAACGUGCAGUUGAGUCAAUCGACUUUGGACUUAAUUUUUAAUCAAGUGAUGCAGGACGUGAAAAGUCAGUCUUGUGAAGUUAACGUUAUCAAAAAUGACAGUGCGGCGAACAUUGUUCAAGUGAAGCAGAUUCCGAGUUUCUACUUGAAGCGGGAGGACAGUGUUGACAAUUCUGAGCAUAGUCGGAUUGUCAAGUGCAUGAUCAGUAACGUCGGGGUGGGAAGUCCUUAUACUAAGCCUUUGGAACUUCCGCAGAUUGCCGUCCCGCGUUUUUCGGCACGUCCUCACACUUCUUCAAUGGAAGUUAAUAUUUCGUCGGGGGAGUCGACUGAUAAGGAGUCUGAUACGGUUAGUCUAGUGGACAGUUUAGAAGAUACGUCGUCACUUAGGACUGAUCCUACGCAGAGUGACGUGAUCGCCAACAAAAGUGAUGUGUCUUUGGAGCUUCCUGAUAAUAGUGAUACUAAGAAGGUGUCUAUCAAACCAACCGCAUUUUUCAUUCCGAUGGAGAUUGAUAGCCGCAGUGAGUUAAAGGCAGUUUCGGAUCAUCUUCCAUUGAAAGUUAAGAAUCGGUUAGCAAAAAGACAACAAAAGAGAGAAGAAAGGAACAAAAGUAAACAAAGUUCGUCCAAGUCGGAUAGUAAUUAUAUAAGUGCCAGUGAGAAUGGCAAUCAUAUCCAUCACGUAGUUGAUAAUAGUGAUGUCAAUUUAAAUAGUGUACCACUCCCUGAAGUCAAUUAUGGAAAAAACAAGAGACGCAGCAACAAACCGCUCUUGCCUAGCAUUGAAACUUUUAGAAGAAUCAAAAUUGAUAGAAGUAAACAUGACGAUAAAAGGGAAGCGAGGACGAAAUCGACGAAACGCAAACUGUCGUUGAAGGAGAAUAUGAUGGGGAAUUCUUAUUCUACCAAGAUCAAACAAACACAAUGGACGACGAAAGAAAAAACUAAAGAAAAGUUGUCGCCGUUGUAUAGUAGUAAGAACGAAUACGUCUACGACUACGGUCCAAGAAGAAUCUAUCACAAAACGGAAUUUAACAACACUAGUAAAAGGAUCGAAAUUUUGGAAAUCAUGGAAUGUGUGGACACUUCAGAGAAGCAAUCAUUUUCUAAAUCAAGAUCCAGAAUCCCCGUUUUAAUUAACCACAAGCUGCCCAAAAUCAACCCAAAGCAUAAACCCGAAAAACCUGCUUUUUUAGAUUUAGACAGCGUCCCCAUCAGUGACCCAAAACUAGAUCAACUUAUAGCAAACAUUUUAAUAGAAACUUUAAAUAUUCCAGAGGUGCAGGCUUCCGAAGAACACCAAGUCUUAGGAGAGAAGGCAACCAAUGUCAAAGAACCAAACGAAAGCCACUCUUCUACAAAACAAUCACCACCUAAAUUCUACCGGAAAUUCGAAGUGAUACCAGAGGAACUAUCGUUUCAGUCCUCUACAGAAACCAACGACGCUUCUAACAACAACGAAACGAAAGCCACCGAAGAAAAAAGUUACCAAGGCAAAGCCGCUGUGGCCGUUGUGAAAGACGAUAACUUUUCUUCGAUUCCCAAAGGUUGGAUCACCUUUUACAUGCUUCACAAUAAUAGAGGCUCCCCAGAUAGUACUUCCGACGAAGGUAUAAAUCUUUCAAAGUAUCAGGACCCCUAA
Messenger RNA from Zophobas morio, 2970 nucleotides. RefSeq lists its product as uncharacterized. The transcript is spliced from 5 exons. The record is from RefSeq and is a predicted model, not a curated record. Bases 139 to 2970 code for a protein of 943 amino acids. NCBI's taxonomy places the organism in Eukaryota, Metazoa, Arthropoda, Insecta, Coleoptera, Tenebrionidae.